AUGGACACAUUGUUGGACGUGGCUUCGACGGUGGGGUCUGUCGUGCAGGACUUCGACCGCCAUGCCGUCCUGUGGGCCCUCAUCCUCGGCAUCAUCCUCGCCUUCCUUCUCGGUGCGGGCAUGGGCGCCAACGACGUCUCCAACGCGUUCGGAACUUCUGUCGGUAGGACUCGACCAGCCAGUUUUCCGCAAGCGCUUCCUUUUAGGCAGCGGCGUCGUCACAAUCAUCCAAGCUUACAUACUAGCGUCUAUAUUCGAGACCCUUGGGUCAGUUCUCGUUGGUAAGAUGAGCUUCUUAAGCGUGCAUGUGCAUUGAUUCGAAAUCUAGGCUGGAAAGUGAUAGGGACAAUGCGAGGCGGUGUCAUUGAAGUGAAAGAGUACGAGGACCAGCCGGAAGAGUUGUUCCUCGGUCAGGUGGCGAUCCUCGGAGGCUGUGCCACCUGGCUAAUGAUCGCCACAGUCCUGCACAUGCCCGUGUCGACGACGCAUUCCAUCGUCGGCGCCACUGUCGGCUUUUCGAUUGUGUUGCGUGGUUUGGCUGGCAUAAACUGGUCGGAGAUUGUCCGUAUCGGUAAGAAUUCUCGCUCUUUUGUUGUUGAAGAAGUAGAAAUUCCAGUGAUUUCCUGGUUUGUUUCACCUCUACUUUCUGGUUUCAUUUCUACCGUUCUCUACAUUGUCGUCGACCAUUUAGUGCUCAGACAAGUAGGAAGAAGGCUUUUCGAUGAUGCAGUUUCAAUAACCAACUUCAGUCGGACUCGGUGAAGGCCGGACUGAGAGUCCUGCCGGCAUUCUACUUCGUUUGUCUGACUUUUAACACGGCAAUGGUCACGUGGGAUGGAUCUCCGCGUAAGUUUCUUUUGAUCGAACUGUAGUUCACUUCUGGCUUUCAGUUUUGUAUCUCAACCACCUGCCAUGGUGGGCUAUCAUCUGCAUUUCUCUGGGGGUCGGAGUCCUGGCUGCGUUCUUCGCUCAUUUCGUCUUACGUCCACGAAUUCUCAGGAAAAUUCAAGGUAGCGUUAUGAAGAGGCGCGUCAGUGGAGAUUCUUCAGAAUCAACAACACAACCAUCGACACCAGAGGAAGAGCCAGAGAUCUCGAAAAUUCCUUUGGACCUAGAACUGACCAAAAAAGGAGAUUUGGAGUCGCAGAUCGAUAGCGGAUCUACGCUUUCUGGUUCGUUAGACCCGCUGGUUCAUCGAAAGAGUUUUGAUUCAAGCUGCCCAAAGAUUCUGGCUGUGGUUGAUGCCCGACAAAAAUAGACCCGUCGACGAAAAAACAACCAAGCUUUUCGGAACUAUUCAAGUAUUUCCACACAUUCGGAUCUUUUUCAGAUGGCAAUUUUCAGAUAUUCACUGCUUGUUUCGCUGGGUUCGCCCACGGUGCCAAUGACGUCUGGUAAACCAACCAUGCCAAUUCUUCUAGACAAAAACUUGCUUCAGUAACGCUGUCGCUCCUCUGGCCUCGCUGAUCUCUAUUUACCGGACUAAAUCAGUCUACGGGACCGAAGACGUUAGUUCAAAUUUCGCUUGAAACGACCGCCGCCGCAACAAACAUUGUGUAAUGCGAUUAUAAGGCGAAAAGCAAUUAUCAGGAUAUUCGUAGAGUUGAUACGCUAUUUGUUUUUUGUCGCCGAUGGGUAAAUAAAGCUUUUCGGCAGCGGUAGUAGUUGUUAAAAAGUCAGUAGACAUUAAAACUAUUAGGAGAGUUGAAAAUAAGAAACGGUUUUCCUACAAAAUGAAAACUAGAUUCAUGUUGAGACCAUAUAUUUGUUUAGUUUCAGAUCAAAAAAAUUUGAGUCAACUAUUUGUUUAAGCUUUGCUUUUUUUGUUCUAAAAAAAUGUCUCUAACAGCCUACCUUUCACAAUUUCACACUAUAUCAAAAAGUUCUUUAUUUCAAGAAAUUUUUAUAAUGAAAAAAAUGUAUAAAAAGCAGCUACCAGCUCAGGUGCCAAUCUACGUCGUUCUGUACGGAGUUUUCGCAAUUUGCGUGGGACUGUGGCUUCUGGGUCACCAUGUCAUCCGGACUGUCGGCACGAAAAUGUCGGAAAUCAAUCCGGCCAGUGGAUUCUGCAUCGAGUUUGGCGCGGCCAUGACUGGGCUUCUCGCCAGCAAACUAGGCCUCCCUAUCAGCACCACGCAUUGCCUGGUAACCGCCGCAAAAACGACGCCUUGAGUUCUUUGGUUGAGGUCGGCUCCGUGGUGGCCGUCGGAAGCAUUCGCUCCGGCGAAGGCGUCAAAUGGGGCAUAUUCCGGAGCAUUGUCCUGUCCUGGGUGGUCACUCUUCCAGUCGCUGGUUCGUUUCAUCUUUUUUCUUUCGGUUCUUCUUCAGUUGGGCUCAGUAGAAGACUUUAUGAUCUUCUUCUUCUUGCAGGACUGGUUUCGGCGGGAAUCAUGAUUUUACUAAAGUUGGUAGCGUUAUAA
This is a messenger RNA of Caenorhabditis auriculariae, 2420 nucleotides long. The record is from the annotation of a GenBank genome assembly. NCBI's taxonomy places the organism in Eukaryota, Metazoa, Nematoda, Chromadorea, Rhabditida, Rhabditidae.